Molecule: messenger RNA, 1164 nt
Organism: Austrofundulus limnaeus
Lineage: Eukaryota; Metazoa; Chordata; Actinopteri; Cyprinodontiformes; Rivulidae
Product: cytochrome P450 2F2
Exons: 7
Coding region: 160-1149 (329 amino acids)
Biological process (GO): xenobiotic metabolic process
Cellular component (GO): intracellular membrane-bounded organelle; cytoplasm
Molecular function (GO): oxidoreductase activity, acting on paired donors, with incorporation or reduction of molecular oxygen, reduced flavin or flavoprotein as one donor, and incorporation of one atom of oxygen; iron ion binding; heme binding
Source: RefSeq, a predicted model, not a curated record
CAGUUAUUGAUGGACCUCUGAUCGCUACACACUGUUGUCUCACUUCUUGUGGCUUUGUUUGAUGUCCUCGUUCACCUGUGACUCAAAUCAAAGUACAGAACCAGAGCAGACAGCAGAGCUGCAGUUCAGUCACAUUCUCUCUUCAGCACAACCCAAACCAUGCUGGUCUCCAUGGUUCUGCUGUGGUUCUGUUUCUGCUUCAUCCUCCUCCAGCUUAAGCCUCGGAGGCCCAAGAACUUCCCUCCAGGACCCUUUACUCUGCCUGUCCUGGGGAACCUUCUGCACCUGACCUCAGAGAACCCCUUAAAGGAGUUAAAGAAGCUGAAGCAGUCCUAUGGAAAUGUCUACAGUCUUUUUAUUGGUCCCAAACCAGCCGUGGUCAUCAAUGGGCUGAAGACCAUGAAGGAGGCCAUGGUGGUCAAGGCCAAGGAUUUUGCUGGACGACCCCAAGACCUAUUUGUCAAUGACUUGACUCAGAAUAAAGGAGUGAUUCUGGUGGAUUACGGGCCUGUUUGGAGGGACCAUCGUCGUUUCUCUCUAAUGACUCUGAGAAACUUAGGUCUGGGGAAGAAAUCCAUGGAGGAGAGAAUUCAUGAAGAGAUUCAGUUCACAGUUAAAACACUAGAAAAGAGUGUCGGUAAAACUCUGAGUCCUCAGGUGAUGUUUCAUUACGCAGCCUCAAACAUCAUCUGUAAGGUUCUGUUUGGGACCCGUUAUGAGUACGAUGAUGAGACCAUCAGAGUGGUUGUCCGGUGUUUCACAGAGUUGAAUAAAAUGGUCAACGGGCCUUGGGCCAUGCUGUAUGAUUCUGUACCUUUGGUACGAAAACUGCCACUUCCCUUCAGCAAGGCCUUUAAAAACAUGGAGAUUUUUCUGAAUUUAUCGACCCAUUUUGUGAAUGAGCACAAGAAGAGCAGAACCCCAGGAGAGCCACAGGAUUUUGUGGAUUGCUACCUGGAUGAACUGGAGAAGAAAGACGAUUCUUCCUUCUCUGAGGAACAGCUCAGAAGAAUCACUUUUGAUCUUUAUCUUGGAGGGACGGACACCACCUCCAACACCCUGCUGACUGGCUUUCUGUACCUCACAAACUUCCCACACAUACAAGGUAGGCCUCCGAAUACAACACAAUUUUUUCCUUUUAUAAGCUAGUUGAAUAAGUAGCUU